This is a messenger RNA of Fusarium fujikuroi IMI 58289, 351 nucleotides long. RefSeq lists its product as uncharacterized. The transcript has 3 exons. The record is from RefSeq and is a predicted model, not a curated record. Bases 1 to 351 code for a protein of 116 amino acids. Lineage: Eukaryota; Fungi; Ascomycota; Sordariomycetes; Hypocreales; Nectriaceae.
AUGUCAUAUUUGUCUGCCGGGGUAGACUUCUCUGGUGUCCCGAGGCUCUGCGUACUGGAAGAUGUCGUUGAUGGUAGCAUGGAAGUCUCGACAGAUGCCUUUGCGUCGGAUGGUGGCAAUGUCUUACACUCUGGUAAGAUCCUGGGUUCGUCAUCUACAACAGCGUACUCUAGAAUCAUCCUUUGCAGCUCCGGCGCGAGCCGAUUGAACGGUUUUGGGACAUUGCUGAAUCGGUCAGUCUUGGCCGAAGCCAUCGGAUCCCAGAUGACUUACCUUGCUGUGAGGCUCAUUGGGUUCAUACAACGAUAUGCAAAUAUGGCCUGGUUGUGGAGGGUGAAGGAUCCUAAGUAA